Leishmania braziliensis MHOM/BR/75/M2904 is the source of this 1113-nucleotide messenger RNA. RefSeq lists its product as hypothetical. The record is from RefSeq and is a predicted model, not a curated record. Lineage: Eukaryota; Euglenozoa; Kinetoplastea; Trypanosomatida; Trypanosomatidae. The coding region runs from base 1 to 1113 and encodes 370 amino acids. The transcript has a single exon.
AUGAGCGACCUUCGCGCUAUGCCUGGAUACGCUGAAAUGAAGGACUACUACAACGGUGACUAUGUUCCCUACGACUUGCUCACUCGCUACGACGCUCUCCAGCUGGAGCUGCGAAAGCGAAGGGAGCAGCACUUUGUGACGCUCUCGCAAGCGAGCGAUGUGGCGAUGUCCCACGACGGUCUCGCUGCCACAUCAACUUUGCCCCAGCUUGCAGUGAACUCACCGUAUGGGACAAGGCGGGCGAAUGAGCAUCAACAACAAGUGCUGCCGUGGAGUCUUCGAUCGCCGCACAGAGCCACGCGGCACCGCAGCGGCUCAUGGGGCAAAGGCGACUCUGGUGGUCAAAGGGCAAAUCGCCGUGGCAGUAUCCACCGCUGCAUUCCGCGACCAAGCAUGGAGCUGGAAGACAUCUACGCCGCGCGGCAGAGCAGCCCCAGCUGUAUCUUCGGCGCUGGCUCCCCCACCCAGAACUCUUUUCCUCUCGGCUCUUCAUCCCGACACAUCGCCCCUUCCUCGGCAUCCACCUCCCCCGAUGGUGCUGAUGCUGUGGCACAGCCGCCGACCGCGUUGUCGAGUAGUGCACUUCGGCGUCAUAGGCAACUGCCGAAGCACCGGAGCCAACCACUGGCAAAGGCCUACAGUGAGGAGCCUUCCCCAGGUGAUCCCUACGAGGCAGCGGCUGAGGCGCGUCGCCAGGAGCAAUUCCUGAGUGAAAGCAAGCGUCUCGGCAAGCCAUUUGUGCCGUCAGGGAGCAGUGGACUGGACGUGCCGACUCGUUUCAUGCUCGGCGACUGCGUAAGGAUGCUCUACCGCUCCAUCGCACCGGAAUGGCGGGUGGCGACGCCAGUAGUGGUCUCCACCGCCGAGGACCUCGUCGCAGUGUACUUCUCCCUUGACAAACUCUCCAAGGAGCGGGUCACGGCUCUGCUGCAGUACAUGAACGCAUCCCUCAAGUACAAUACCGCCGUUCGCGAAUUCCACCUCUCCAAGGUGGACGAAGGCUGGGACGUCCUGACCAACGACGGGUACGUCCUGUACACGUUUCGUCCUCCGUGGGUGAAGAAGCGCGUUUUUCUCCCUGACACAAUCACUCCGCCGCACGCACACGUUUGA